This is a messenger RNA of Uranotaenia lowii, 1102 nucleotides long. RefSeq names its product protein MIS12 homolog. The record is from RefSeq and is a predicted model, not a curated record. The transcript has 3 exons. Bases 103 to 669 code for a protein of 188 amino acids. NCBI's taxonomy places the organism in Eukaryota, Metazoa, Arthropoda, Insecta, Diptera, Culicidae.
AUUCGUUGCAUGCGAACUGGCGAACAAAUCGUUUUGUUUAAACUUAUUUUAUCAAAAAAAUAGAUUUCAAAUAGUCACCCCAAGUUUUAAAUUGUGUCUAAAAUGGACCCGGAAAAGGUAGAAUAUGAACUGCAGCAUUUUCAAAUGUGCACCGAGGACAUCAUUGCGGAACAUUCGGUUCUCAUGAAAGAAUUCAUCAAACGUUCGUUGAUUGAUUUCACCGAAGAGUUUAUCGCUAAGCAUCGGAUUCCGGCCGACAGGGCCAUCGAGCUACGGGCCCAGUGUCAUCCUACGGCCAGCAAAAUGUUCGAUGAUUGCAGCGAAAAGUUGGAGGACCUCAGUCAGCUUUACAGACAGACGUUUACCAUCCCAGACAACAUUCUGCUGCCCCAGGAUUUGCAACAACGAAAGGGCUACAAGGUCGAAGAGGUGAAAGCUCUCGAAACCAAGGUGGCUGAGCUGGAUAAGCAAUUUCGUCAGGAUGGUGUAUUCUUGGCCCGGUUGGAGGACGAACUGAAAAUGUACGAACUUCUGGGGCCCUGUAUAGAAGAGGAAAAACGGCUGCUUGAGCUGGUCGACAAAUGUCGCGAAGAGGAUGUCGUUCCGCCGGAAGAUUUGAGCCUCGUUCAGGAGCUGGCAUCGGUCAUGGAGUCGGUUCUCCACACGUGAUCGUUCCCGAGCCGUGCGAAUGCUGUUUGGUGGAGAUGUUUUGAAGUAGGUAUCAGUUAAUUUAAAUAAUUAUCACGAACUGUUAUUCUUAAUAUGUACACAUCGUUUUGGAUUUUCAAAAAAACGUUUUAACUAUAUUUUAACCCGAGUUGAAAUUGUUUCUGAGAAAUGGUUAAUUUGACUCAAAUUAAUCCGGGUGAGAAUAUUUAUUUUUUCUGGUAAGUUCUAUUAAGGAUAUAAUCCUUAAUUUGAUGAAACAAUACAAUGAUUAACCAUAAGACUUCCUAUCAAAUGCUGGGGAAUGACAGAAAUCUUGGUAGAGAUAGGCUUUAAUAAUCUAAAGUGAUCAACUACCUACCAUUCCAAAAAAUAAUUCUAUCCUAGUUUAACGAGUAACUCACAUCAAUUAUUCAUAAAAGGUCCAUUGCUUCAA